AUGGAUGCUGCAAUCGAUCUCUCGGACCCGUCCAAGGCUCUGGAUUUGUCCAAUAUCCGAUUUCAAUUGAUUCGUCUUGAAGAUACGAUCACAUUCCACCUGAUCGAGCGUGUCCAGUUCCCGCUCAACCGGACCAUCUAUGUCCCUGGAGGGGUCAAGAUCCCCGGCUGCGACCUCAGUCUCAUGGACUACUUGCUCCGGGAGCAAGAGCGCCUGCAGUCGCGUGUUCGCCGUUAUGAGUCGCCCGACGAAUACCCUUUCUUCCCCGAUGCGCUCGAAAAACCCAUCCUCCAGCCCCUCCAGUAUCCCCCCAUCCUCCACGAGAACGACGUCAAUCUCAAUUCCACGAUAAAGAAGCGCUACAUUGAGGAGGUUCUGCCGUCAGUCUGUCCCGACUUUGGACGGCCGGAUCGCGGCGAAACCAAGGAGAAUUACGGGUCGUCGGCCACAUGCGAUGUCAACUGCCUUCAGGCAUUGUCCCGUCGUAUCCAUUUCGGCAAGUUUGUCGCCGAGUCCAAGUUCCGAAAGGACCCGGAGAAAUUCGUCAAAUUGAUCAAGGCUGGAGACCGCGAAGGAAUUGAGGCGGCGAUUACGGAUGCGAAGGUCGAACAACAGGUGUUGGACAGACUGAGACUCAAGGCCGAGGCAUACGGCAGCGAUCCUGCACUUCCAGAACUGCGCAACAAGAUCAAGGUUGAAGCGGUUGUGGACAUGUACAAGAACCUUGUCAUCCCCCUGACGAAGGUCGUCGAAGUCGAAUAUUUGAUGCAGCGCCUCAAGGGAACGCAAUGGGAAUGA
Messenger RNA from Rasamsonia emersonii CBS 393.64, 798 nucleotides. Its product is annotated as Chorismate mutase. Gene Ontology annotation, biological process: aromatic amino acid biosynthetic process; chorismate metabolic process. The transcript has 3 exons. The record is from RefSeq and is a predicted model, not a curated record. Gene Ontology annotation, molecular function: chorismate mutase activity. Bases 1 to 798 code for a protein of 265 amino acids. NCBI's taxonomy places the organism in Eukaryota, Fungi, Ascomycota, Eurotiomycetes, Eurotiales, Trichocomaceae. Gene Ontology annotation, cellular component: cytoplasm.